UAUAUACAUACUUCUCUUCUUCUUUUCCUCUAGAAGAAGAAGAAUGGCAUCAAUGUCGGCCUCAGGUUCAUGGAGUGCUAAGGACAACAAGGCCUUUGAGAGGGCACUGGCUGUCUAUGACAAGGACACUCCUGACCGUUGGAAUAACGUCGCCAACGCUGUUGGUGGCGGCAAGACCCCGGACGACGUCAAGACCCACUAUGAGCUUCUUCUUCGAGAUAUUAAGUUCAUUGAAUCUGGCCAAGUUCCAUUUCCGUACAACAAAAAUCUUAAUCCAACCUCUCAACAAGAACAUGACAACAAUAGGCUUAAGAAUCUAAAGCUAAAUUAAUGUCCGAACACUGUCAUCAUCAACCUCAAAUUUCCGACCGAUUUUCGUAACCAGAUACCAUUUCCCAUCAUAUAAAAUCCGUAGUAAUUAAUAUUUUAAUGUCAGAAAAUGCUAAUACAGUGGCAUGAGAAUAUAUAUAGAUAUAUAUAUAUAUAUUACUUAGUUAUCAUAAAAAUCAUAUAUAUUCUAUGAAUCCCUCUUUGUAUUUUUAUUUUUCUAUUGUUCAUGCUGCCAACAAAAAGAAUGAAU
This is a messenger RNA of Arachis duranensis, 580 nucleotides long. Its product is annotated as transcription factor RADIALIS-like. The record is from RefSeq and is a predicted model, not a curated record. The coding region runs from base 44 to 331 and encodes 95 amino acids. NCBI's taxonomy places the organism in Eukaryota, Viridiplantae, Streptophyta, Magnoliopsida, Fabales, Fabaceae. The transcript is spliced from 2 exons. Gene Ontology annotation, molecular function: DNA-binding transcription factor activity.